AUGAGUUUUGACUGGUAUGGCCUACCUGCUGAAUUGAGAUGUAUGAUACUCGAGAGGAUGGAUGAUGAAACACUCAUGUCAUUCAGAAUGUGUUCCAGAAAAUGUUUUGUGAGUGCUAUGUCCGUCACAUCUGCUGUUGAUUUGAUCGGAAUUCUAUGGGGAGAAUUUAUUGAAAUAUUUUUCUUUAUGAAGAUUUCUAAACAGCUCUAUUAUAAAGUGAUGAUUUUUGAAGACGAUGAUGAGGAUAUGACACCAGUGGAUUGUUUUAUGAUCUCGUAAUUUGAAAAAAAAAAUGUAUUUUUUAAAACAUUUAAUUAAACUAUUAAGGAAUGAACGUAGACAUUGCACGCCACACAAAGAUCAAACAUUUGAAGACGUCACUGUUCAAUUGUUUAAAAUGCAUCUUGAUUUUCAUAGGAACACCUUGCAGAAAUUGAUCAUAAGAAAGGUAAUUCACAAUCAGCUGGCAUUGAAAACACUGACUGUUAAAUUCAGAAUCGUGAAGAAAUUUCAACCGAAUUGAGAGAUAAACGGGUUGGUAAAUUUCCUGAAUUUUCUUUCGAAAAUAUUCCUAACAUGUUCAGUCCACACAAAUCAAUAAUAUAAUAAGUCGAAUGGAUUUCACUGUAUUGAAAAAUUUGGAUGUUUUUGAGUAUGAGCCUCCAACAACUUCGAACAUUGAUUUUUUUGAAAGUAAGAUUCUGAAUUUUCGACAGGUAUGUUUUUUGUUUUAUUUCAUUUUUAAUAUUCAAAUUUCAUAACUGUUAUAGGUACAAAAAAUGACUGAUUUCUCUAUACCAAAUACAAAAUUUACAAUUGAAAUGAUCAAAGAAUUAAAAACAGAUCGGAUAACUAUAGAUGCAAAAGGUUUAGAGGAUCAAGAUAUAGUUGAAAUACUGAUGGAUUGGAUUAAUGAAGCACAUUAUAGGAAUGUUUUACUAAUUGAAUUAACACUAGAAGAUCCAGGAAAUGAAAAUCCGCGAAGAUUUGAUAAAUCACUUCUCGAUGGAUUGGUGAAACGUUUUGAUACAAAAUAGUUAGUUUGUUUUCGUAAUAUUCAUCGAUUAAUGAUAAAAAAUAUUUUUUGCAGCAUGUGGUUCGAAGAAAAUGGAGACAUUUUGGAAAAUGUCGCGUUCAGCAAUCAAAAACAGGAAUACUUAUAUACUUGCAUUUUGAAAAAAAAUUAUAUUUUCAUAGACAAACGUAGAUUUAAAUUAGAGGGAGACACACUGAUGUGGUUCCCACUUGGGAUAUGA
Molecule: messenger RNA, 1256 nt
Organism: Caenorhabditis angaria
Lineage: Eukaryota; Metazoa; Nematoda; Chromadorea; Rhabditida; Rhabditidae
Source: the annotation of a GenBank genome assembly